This is a messenger RNA of Jaculus jaculus (lesser Egyptian jerboa), 1380 nucleotides long. Its product is annotated as UL16-binding protein 1. Gene Ontology annotation, biological process: immune response; antigen processing and presentation of endogenous peptide antigen via MHC class I via ER pathway, TAP-independent; positive regulation of T cell mediated cytotoxicity. Lineage: Eukaryota; Metazoa; Chordata; Mammalia; Rodentia; Dipodidae. The transcript is spliced from 7 exons. Gene Ontology annotation, cellular component: external side of plasma membrane. The coding region runs from base 1 to 1329 and encodes 442 amino acids. The record is from RefSeq and is a predicted model, not a curated record.
AUGUCCCAGAACGUGAGCGGACGGUGGAUGAUCAGCUCCAGUAGCGAGAGGUCAGGCAGCGAGGACAAGGGCCGCAUGACGAGGCGGCUGCUGGCGGGCAAGAUAACAGAGAACCAGCAUCGCGUGCCUUGGGGCCACAUUGCAACACUUCUUGGCACGCUUUCAGCAGUUGAGUAUCAUCAACACGGGGAGCUUGAAGUCGGGGCAGGCACCUUUACGGCCAGCAAAGAUAAGAGGAUGAACGUGACAAGGCAGCCACCCUGUGGCUACAUCCUGAAUCCCAGCUCACCCGCGGCGGACCGGAAGGUCGCGGAGGAGCGAGAUCGCCGCGGCGGGGAGCCCGGGCGUGCCCCCGAAGGGCCCUGGAAAGGCAGCUGGGAGCUCACCCGGACGUGUGCAGGAGAGGAGGAGCUCUCGCCCCUGCCGAUCGGCUCUCUCGGGCAAGUGCCGGCCGGCUCGCAGGCCCGGCCCAUGGCGCGCGCCGCGCUCCAGCUCCCGCGCUCCGUGCUCCCCGCGCUCCUGCUGGGCUGUGUGAGCGCGCCAGCCGCCGACACUGGCUCACUUGGCCUCAACUUCACUAUCAGAGCUCAGUCUGGACCUGGCCAGCCCUGGUGUCAAGUGUGGGGCUCAGUGGAUGCAAUUCCUUUCUUCCAAUAUGAAGGAAAUAGCAGCAAACCCUUGGGCCCCUUGGGAAAGGCGAUAAGCACCACCAAAACAUGGGCAGAGCUGACCCAAGCGGUAGAAGAAGUGGGGAAGGAGUUCAGAAUGAUGCUGCCUAACGUCAAACUGGAGAAAAGUCAGACCAGUGGUCCUCCCUCCUUGAAAGCCCAGAUGCUUUGUGAGUGUGAAAAGGAGCGAAUCAUCAACGCCUCCUGGACGAUCACCAUCAAUACACAGGGCUCUUUCCACUUUAAUUCAAUGAACAAGAAGUGGACACUGAUUUCUCCUGAAGCCAAAGAUAUCAUGGAGAAGUGGAAGAAUAAAAGGGAAAUAGAAGAAUACCUCAGGAAGAUCUCUGUGGGAGACUGUACUCACUGGCUCCGGGAAAUCGCCCAGCACAGAGUGGAAGUGCCAGGAACAACAGAGUCUCCAGAUACUUUACAACCUCCAGCUACCACCCAGCAUCCAUCUGCCACCCAGCGUCAAUCACAUACCACCUGGCAUUACUAUCUUUGGAUUAUUGUCAUCCCUGUAGUCAUUGUGGGAAUGUUUUGUCUGUUCCGUUGGUGUAAAUCCAGGAUCAGGAGAGGUGUUCUACUGCACAAAGCAUUCUCUUCGUAUCCACUGAAAGUCCUCCAGAGGGAGACCUUCACUCAAGUCUCGAGAUAGCACGCAGCCAAAGACACACGGGAAACCAAACUUGCUGCAAAAGCAUGAGGC